AUGGGCUCUUCUGGAGAACUGCACUGCUCCGCAGGAAGAGCUGAUUCUGACGGGAUCCAGCAGCACUCGGAGUCCGCGGUACCAACCCGGCAGCUCCCACAGUCGCAGGGCAAGGAGAGGCCGGGUGUCUCGGGCUGUGGGACGGGCCCGCGGUGCCCGAGCCCCCUCAGACGGGGCAGCGAGAGGGAAGCGCCGCAGGCAGCGGAGGAAAAGCGGCUUCCCCAGGCCCAGCGAGGAAUCCCCGGCACUGUCCCGCCCGCGCCGGGCAGGCACAGCCGGCACAGGGACCUCCUGGCCAGCACCCUCCGGGCUGCGGUGGAGCAGGACCCCCACGCCACCCGGAACCCCUCAGGCCGGGGCCGCUCCCGCCUGCGCUGCGCGGGACACGCCCCGUCCUCAGGUCCUGGCAGGGCGGUAGCGAUCGUGGGGGCGGCGGCGGCGCUGAGGGCGGCGCUGGACGAGGGCGCGGAGCGGCGGCGGAAGCUGGAGCGGCGGGCGGCGCGGAGCCGGGCGCUCCUGUGGCGCUGGGACGAUGAAGAAGGGGAGGAGCCACAUCCACAGACAGGCUCCAGCACUGAACAUGAAGACAGGCCUUCACCCAAGGAACUAGAGGAGCUGGAACUGCUGAACAGGGCCUUAGAGAAGGCACUGAAAGUCAGGAAAAGCAUCUUGAAAACUCCGUUAGAGGCUCAGGGAGCUGCAGGACAGAAAUGGGCAGGUGAGGCACAUGCUCCCAAGAAAGCUGAAGAGCAGCAGAUGCUUGUACCUGUUAAGGAUGUUCCUGAGUGCAGGAAGGUGAGAGCUGGAAGCAAAAAGCCCUUUCCAUACCAGUUAAGAGCCCCUUACAGGACUGACCCAGAUGUGAAGAAACUGCAAAGGAAAGUCCCAGCCAGAUGUGUUUCUCAAGGCCCCAGGACAGCUGGGAAGACUUCCUGGAAAGAAAUUACUUCCAAACAAGGAAGGAGUCACAGGACAGCAGCUGGUGCCUGUGCUGCAGCUGAACCCCAGGAGACACCUGGUUUGUCUGAAUCUGCCCCAAAUGAGCAGCAAAGCUUUUCUGGAGGGGAUUCAGCUGCAGGAAAGAAUUCCAUAGCUGUUGGCAAGCAGUUACUUGAUGCAGGGAAGAAAAGUUGUAGCUUCCUGGGAGAGUCCAUUGAAAAGGAGGACACUGCAGGUGCAUGGGGAAGGAGAACCUCACCAGGGACAGGCACCCUGCAGGAAAAGGGAUGCCAGCUGAAGCUCCCCCUUCUCUACAGGAAAGCCUAUUCCAGGAACUCCAGGGCAUGGGAGAGAUGUCGUCUGUGCCCAACAAGUGCAGAUGCAGCAGCUGCAAGGACCCGUUUUAUGGAGAGGAUCCAGACAACUUUUUGCUCCACAAAGCUGACCCCCAGUCCGGCAGAGAUAGAGGAGGAACUAAGGGGCCUCCAGGAUGUCCCCUCCUAUCUGAGGCAGUAUGUGGAAGCUGAGCCUGCAGACCAUCCCACUUUGCAAGGAGAGUAUGAAAGCCUUCUGACCUUGGAGGGUUUGCAAACCGCAGUGUGCCAGUGCCUGCAGAAGCUACAGCUGCUGCGAACAGCUCUGGAGUCCCAGCUGAGGCUGUACCCAGACUGCACUGGAGAUAUGGGUAGUUGCUCUCCAGCCUGUGUCCCUGCCAGAGGACAGACAUGUGACAGUGCAGACAUGCUGGCUGUGCCUCUCCUCUGUUACUCCAGUCUCCAGGAGCUGAGGGACCUGUUUGCCUUGAAGCUGCAAGUGUCAAUGCUGCACCAAGAGAUUGCCUUACAAAAGGUGAUGAUGGCAGAGCUGCUGCCUGUCCUGGAGCCCAGACCAUUCCUGGAGGGCUCUGCAGGGCUGUUCCGGGCCAUCCACACCCAGCUCUGUGAGGGGGGCCAGCGCUUCCCUGUGCUGGUGAGCGACGAGCUGCUGGACUGAGCUGGGGAACCUCCUGCUAGUCCUGCACAGAGCCAAAGACAGCUCUAAGCAAUAAAUCUUUUCUAUUAACUUCUUUA
Catharus ustulatus (Swainson's thrush) is the source of this 2009-nucleotide messenger RNA. It is a transcript of the gene TEDC2, whose product is annotated as tubulin epsilon and delta complex 2. The record is from RefSeq and is a predicted model, not a curated record. Lineage: Eukaryota; Metazoa; Chordata; Aves; Passeriformes; Turdidae. The transcript has 11 exons. Bases 1 to 1932 code for a protein of 643 amino acids.